This is a messenger RNA of Porites lobata, 1050 nucleotides long. NCBI's taxonomy places the organism in Eukaryota, Metazoa, Cnidaria, Anthozoa, Scleractinia, Poritidae. The record is from the annotation of a GenBank genome assembly.
GGUUGUGGUGAUGGAGGUUGUGGUGAUGGAGGUUGUGGUGAUGGAGGUUUUGAUUAUGGAGGUGGUGGUGAUGGAGGUUGUGAUGAUGGAGGUGGUGGCGAUGGAGGUUUUGAUUAUGGAGGUGGUGGUGAUGGAGGUGGUGAUGAUGGAGGUUGUGAUGAUGGAGGCGGUGGCGAUGGAGGUGGUGAUGAUGGAGGUUUUGAUUAUGGAGGGAGGUGGUGGUGAUGGAGGUUGUGGUGAUGGAGGUUUUGAUUAUGGAGGUGGUGGUGAUGGAGGUGGUGGCGAUGGAGGUUUUGAUUAUGGAGGUUGUGAUGAUGGAGGCGGUGGCGAUGGAGGUUGUGAUGAUGGAGGUGGUGAUGAUGGAGGUUGUGAUGAUGGAGGUUGUGAUGAUGGAGCUGGUGGUGAUGGAGGCUUGAUUAUGGAGGUGGUGGUGAUGGAGGUUGUGGUGAUGGAGGUUUUGAUUAUGGAGGUGGUGGUGAUGGAGGUUGUGAUGAUGGAGUUGGUGGUGAUGGAGGUUUGGAAUAUGGAGGUUGUGAUGAUGGAGGUGGUGGCGAUAGAGGUUUUGAUUAUGGAGGUGGUGGUGAUGGAGGUUGUGGUGAUGGAGGUGGUGAUGAUGGAGGUUGUGAAGAUGGAGGUGGUGGCGAUGAAGGUUGUGGUGAUGGAGGUGGUGAUGGUGGAGGUGGUGAUGAUGGAGGUUGUGAAGAUGGAGGUGGUGGCGAUAAAGGUUGUGAUGAUGGAGGUGGUGAUGGUGGAGGUUGUGAUGAUGGAGGUGGUGGUGAUGGAGGCGGUGGUGAUGAUGGAGGUGGUGGCGAUAGAGGUUUUGAUUAUGGAGGUGGUGGUGAUGGAGGAGGUGAUGAUGGAGGUGGUGAUGAUGGAGGUUGUGAUGAUGGAGGUUGUGAUGAUGGAGGUUGUGAUGAUGGAGGUUGUGAUGAUAGAGGUUCUGGUGAUGGAGGUUUUGAUGAUGGAGGUUGUUAUUAUGGAAGUGUAGAUGAUGAUGGAAGUGUUGAUGAUGGAGGUGGUGGUGAUGGGGUUGGUGGUGUUGGGGGGUAG